AUGCAACGAGCUUUCAGGAAAGAUCAACCGCUCUCUUUUCCAAUGAAAGCCACUCUAGGAAUGGGAGCUGGCGCAUGUGGAGCACUAGUGGGAACUCCCGCAGAGUUAGCAUUAAUCCGAAUGACAGGUGAUGGCCAUUUGCCACCUGAACAACGACGAAACUAUAAGAACGUGUUCGAUGCACUGAUCCGUGUUGUGAAAGAAGAAGGGGUUCUCGUACUCUUUCGAGGGUGUACACCAACAGUGCUUCGAGCUAUGGUAGUAAAUGCUGCGCAGUUGGCCACUUACUCUCAAGCGAAACAAAUGAUUCUUUCCACAGGGAAAAUCCACGACGGAAUAUUUUGCCACUUUUGUGCUUCAAUGAUUUCCGGCUUAGCAACUACAAUAGCAUCCAUGCCUGUUGACAUUUUAAAAACACGAAUUCAAGCGAUGAAGAUUAUAGAUGGAGUGCCUGAGUAUAGUGGUCCCAUAGAUGUGUGCGUGAAGUUACUCAAGAAAGAAGGAGUGUUUGCUUUUUGGAAAGGCUUCACACCCUAUUAUAUGAGGCUCGGACCUCAUACAGUGCCUUCAUUUUUCAUUGGAGCAGGUUUCUUGAUUGAGCAGUUUAAUCGAGGUUACAUCAGAAUGUUCCAUCCAGAAAAAGGCAAAUGA
Cooperia oncophora is the source of this 651-nucleotide messenger RNA. The record is from the annotation of a GenBank genome assembly. Lineage: Eukaryota; Metazoa; Nematoda; Chromadorea; Rhabditida; Trichostrongylidae.